Molecule: messenger RNA, 1235 nt
Organism: Oncorhynchus masou masou (cherry salmon)
Lineage: Eukaryota; Metazoa; Chordata; Actinopteri; Salmoniformes; Salmonidae
Product: zinc finger and SCAN domain-containing protein 2-like
Exons: 5
Coding region: 201-1235 (344 amino acids)
Biological process (GO): regulation of transcription by RNA polymerase II
Molecular function (GO): DNA-binding transcription factor activity, RNA polymerase II-specific; RNA polymerase II cis-regulatory region sequence-specific DNA binding
Source: RefSeq, a predicted model, not a curated record
UAUGUAAUAGCACGUUAUAAUAUCGAAAGAACAUUUCAUAACAUGCUGGGUAACAAAAACGUCAAGAUUAAGUCUGAGGCCGGUAACAUCAACAGUGAGGACAAACCCAGCCUGCCUCUCCUUCCACACUGACUCCAAACCUACAGUCACUGGGUCUUGAUUGUGACAGUGGAGCCCAGUUUGUACUGCAGGAUCCGGAGAUGGCAUCAGUGAAGCUGGAAGACUGCAGUCAAACACUGGAGAUGAAUGCCAACAUUAAAGAUGAAGAGGAGGAGGAGAUUGGGACAUCUGUUAAUCAUGGUAUGAGGUCGUUAACAUCAACAGUGAGGACAAACCCAGCCUGCCUCUCUCCUUCCACAUUGAGUCCAAACCUCCUGUCACUGGGUCCUGAUUGUGACAGUGGAGCCCAGUUUGCACUGCAGGAUCUAGAGAUGGCAUCAGUGAAGCUGGAAGACUGCAGUCAAACACUGGAGCUGAAUGUAAACAUUAAACAUGAAGAAGAGGAGGAGAAGAUUGGGAAAUCUGUUUCUCAUGGACCACUACAAUUAAGUCUGAGUCCGGUAACAUCAACAGUGAGGACAAACCCAGCCUGCCUCUCUCCUUCCACACUGAGUCCAAACCCACAGUCACUGGGUCCUGAUUGUGACAGUGGAGCCCAGUUUGCACUGCAGGAUCCAGAGAUGGCAUCAGUGAAGCUGGAAGACUGCAGUCAAACACUGGAGCUGAAUGUCAACAUUAAAGAUGAAGAAGAGGAGGAGAAGAUUGGGAAAUCUGUUUCUCAUGGAGACCAUGUUGAGACAUUCUCUACAUCCAGAGAGGAACAGCAGGAAGCUCACAGAGCUAAGAGGUCUUACCCCUGCCCACACUGUGAGGAGAUUUUCCCAUUUCUAUCAAAGCUAAAAGUACACCUAAAAAUACACACAGGAGAGAAUCGUUAUUCCUAUACUGACAGUGGGAAGAAUUUCACAACAUCCAAGGCUCUGACAGUUCAUCAGAGAGUGCACACAGGAGAGAAGCUGUUCUCCUGCUCUGACUGUGUAAAAUGCUUCACAACAUCAACUAGGCUAAAAGUUCAUCAAAGAACACACACAGGAGAGAAGCCUUACAUCUGCUCUGACUGUAAGGCGAGUUUCUCUCUACUGCGCAACUUAAAACGACAUGAACGUUUACACACAGAGAGAAGCUUUACUCCUGCUCUGACUGUAAGGCGAGUUUCUCUCUACUGUGCAACUUAA